Molecule: messenger RNA, 1732 nt
Organism: Nerophis lumbriciformis (worm pipefish)
Lineage: Eukaryota; Metazoa; Chordata; Actinopteri; Syngnathiformes; Syngnathidae
Gene: gpr141
Product: G protein-coupled receptor 141
Biological process (GO): G protein-coupled receptor signaling pathway
Cellular component (GO): membrane
Molecular function (GO): G protein-coupled receptor activity; oxysterol binding
Source: RefSeq, a predicted model, not a curated record
UCAUAAAACACUCGUCGUUGCCUGCUUGGCUUAUACAUACGCAAUCUGGGAUAAUUAUUGACAUCAAUAUUUCGGCAGAAACUUGUCACCUGAUUACGGUUGUAUCCAAGCAGCAGAGGAAGCAAGCAAACCGGAGACCUCUUGUGCAUUGACAUUUCAAGGAGUGAAAGAUGGCCUCAAACUCAACCUUCACCCCUACAUCUCUAAUCCUGACCUCCAAAAUCCCCCGAAAUAAGAGCACGGUAGUGCCAAGGCCCAGUCAAGAACACAACAUGGUGCUGAUCGUCAUCUACACGCUGGUUCUGCUCAUUGGCGCCACCAGCCUGAGUCUGACAAUACUCAUCAUGAAGUUGAGGACGGCGUCCACCACGUCCAUCGCGGUACUCAAUCUUGUCUUCGCCCACUUCCUGUUCCUCCUCACCGUGCCGUUCCGGAUCUACUAUUACGCGACUCAGCAAUGGAGCCUCGGCUUAGGCUGGUGCAAAGUGGUCAGCAGCAUGAUCCACAUCCACAUGUACAUGUCUUUCAGCCUCUACGUGAUCAUCCUGGUCACGCGCCUGCUGGCGUUCUACGGCAAGCGUGGGCCGAUGGCGUCCCCGCCGAGGAUUUACGCGCUGGCUGCCAGCGUCGUGGUGUGGAUUCUGAUGUUUGUCUGCGUCACUUGCAUCAUCUGUUUCCUUUACGGUAAAAAUACCGACUCUGACAGCCAGCCUCAGUGCUUCAGAUUUGGCAAAAAGAUAGACUCCACUGCCGUGGUGAUCAACUACAUCAUCAGUACUUUGUUCAUAACGGUCACCAUCGUGCUGUGCGGCCUCCAAGUCAAUGUCCUGUGGCUUUUAUACAGGAAGCACCAACAGCUUUGCACUUCCCAGCAGGACUUUGACGCUCAGCUGAAGAGCCUGUGCUUCGUCAUCAUCAUGGUGGUGUGCUUCAUCCCCUACCAUGUAUUUCGAUUCUAUUACUUGGAGAACAUUAGUAGGCUGCAGGAUCUUAAUGAGCUGUUUCUGAGUUUGACCACCUUUAACUGCUUGGACAUGCUCACCCUGUUGGGAAGGAGGACAUGCUCCUUGUGCUUGCCGGGAAGGGCAAUUUAAACCAUUUACUCAGUUGGUCCAAAUACCACCACUCUUUCUUGACACCUUAUCCCCACAUUCGGAUUAUAAAUCCUAACUUUUAGGAUAUAAUCAUGCUUCAACAUCGCAUGUCAUGUAAAUGCUACCUCUUUGCUAUGUCUGGAUUGAAAAUAAGAAUAUGCUGUUAAUUGACAUACCCUGGACAAAUUCAGUUUUAAUAAAUAUAUAAAUAUAUGUAUAAACAUAUGUACAGCAAUUUACCGUAACUGCACAGUUGUGAUUUUACAGUUAAUUAUCAUGAAGUUCCAACUAAAUGCUGUAACUCUGCAAUAGUAGUUUUAUUGUUAUUGUUAUAUACAUCCAGUGUUUCAGUUCAGUUCAAGUUUAUUUCGAACAUGCAUACAAUACAAUGUAAUGCAUCACAUAUUUCCAGUUGUUUCAUUACAGCACGUCCGGAAAGGAGUUGGAAGAAGAUGAGUUUAUUUAAUCCUACCCCCUUUUCAUACCAUAGCAAUUUUAUGCAAUUUCUUUAUUUUCUGUAACAUAACAGUGAACAAAUAAAUAAUAACAAAUAAUAUACCGUAGUAAGUGAACAAAUAUUAAAUACAUAAAUUAUGUUUGUCUCAAUAAAAAUAAAUAAAAAAAGGGUUCAAAAUGUU